Penicillium antarcticum is the source of this 1071-nucleotide messenger RNA. RefSeq lists its product as uncharacterized. The transcript has 2 exons. The record is from RefSeq and is a predicted model, not a curated record. Lineage: Eukaryota; Fungi; Ascomycota; Eurotiomycetes; Eurotiales; Aspergillaceae. Bases 1 to 1071 code for a protein of 356 amino acids.
AUGAGAUUUCCGAGCAUCGCCGCGGCGGUCCUUGUCCUGGCUCACCUGGGAUUGGCUAUUCCUCUCAAUGAAGAAGUACCCGCCCUUAAGUCCUUGUCAGGAGACCUAAUCCAGCCCCGCACUGUGGAUGUCGGCACUGUGAAUCGACAAACCGAUAACUCAAUGCAAGAUUUCGUUGUUCGGGGUCUAAAUGCUGCCGAAAAUGCAUUGGCCAUCUUGGAAGGCCGUACUACAGCAACCUGCUGGGACAACAAAGCACUUCAUUGGGUAGCGGAACGUGCUGCGAGGCACACCACCUACUUUGCAUUGAGAACUUAUUUGGUAGUCGGAACGGCAUCAACUCAAACUCUCUGCGCGGCUCUUGAUGGUGGUGUUGCCUGCCAUGCAAUUGCCGGUGUUAUAGCUUCUGCACUUGGAGCGGUCUUGUUCGUGGACUCAAAGGGAGCCGUUUCAGCCAUCGGAGUGAACCCCUCCAAUGGCGAUAUUGAAAUGGGACCCACGAGACGAAGUCUGCCUAGCCCCGAAUAUCACGAGAAUCUUGUUCGAGGUCUCUCUAAUGCAGGCCUCAACUACGACAACUUGGAACACGUUGAUAUUCCAUCGUUGAACCAUCAGAAGCGAUCUUAUGAUGCACCAGAUCUCAUACACCGUACAAUGAUUCGAGGUAUUGCAGUUGGCGAUGUUACGCAUGACUUUGCCCUCAAUCAUUACAGCAAUGGCCACUCGUCCAUUGAUCUCGGAGCACCCAAUGAAACCCUGCAUUCCGACCCUACGUCCAAGCGGGCUAAGCGCAAUACUUUCGGCCACAAGGGGUUUAAGAUAUCGUACACACGCAAGCGAAGCCCCAGUAUCACCAAAGACGAAUCCAACUACAUUACUGGGCAGAUUGCGAAGGACUUCAGCGAACAGAGUUUCAGUCAAACCGGCUGGCAAAGCUACAUCGGACUUGUGAAGCAGUCAGAUAAUAAGGCGGAUGUUUAUUUCAAGAUUUCAGCCCAGAAUGCAGGAUUUAGCCUGGAUUAUGAUGAUGUCAAUGAGUGUGGACAGCUGGCCUGGGCUUUGACCGCUUAA